Molecule: messenger RNA, 1398 nt
Organism: Acanthoscelides obtectus
Lineage: Eukaryota; Metazoa; Arthropoda; Insecta; Coleoptera; Chrysomelidae
Source: the annotation of a GenBank genome assembly
GAUAUUGCAGCGACGCAUCUGGUCUCACUUUCGGUUAAGAUGUUUUUCUAAAAAGCAAAUUGCGCAACAAUAUUUCCGCAAGGUGAACUGAUCGGGCUCAGUGACCUUGGCGAGGCCAAAAUUUUGAAGCAAUCUGAUUGUUUUUCAUGUAAGUGAAGAUGACCAUACAUAUACUAUAUUGUCCAUUGAAGAUGCGCUAAAUUAAUUAUAAUUCUAUCUCAACUAAUGUUUACAAUAAAUUUUGCACUUUUUCAAUUAAAUGAUCCAUGCACACUGGUUUAAAGAUAAGUUGAACACCCAGAUAAACAUUUUGAUGAUCAUUUCAAACUGCAAUAAUCUGCACUAUAAACACAUUGGCAAGAGCAUAAAGAUUUGAAUAAUAACUAACUUACAUUUUUGGUGUUUUGAGAGGGAAAUUAACACAAGCGAUAUGAGCCCACGUGUUUUGUAAUCUUUGCUCAUCUUUUCAGAAUGUCUGCCGCCUCAGUUGAAUGGGGAUAUGACUCACAUAAUGGUCCAGAAACUUGGCCCAUACAGUACCCACAGGCAGCAGGCGAGAAACAAAGCCCGAUUGAUAUUCAGCCCGUAAAUUUGAAAACAUUGAAGAUGAACAAGAACCUUCAAUGGAAAUACAUACCAGAACAGUGUGAGGAACUGUUCAAUACAGGAACAUCGUGGAAGGUUCACGUCAAUGGCAAAGGAUCAGAACUAGCUGGUGGACCACUUGAAGGUACAUACGUUUUGGAACAGUUCCAUUGUCAUUGGGGGGAAAAAGAUGAUGAAGGAUCAGAACAUACAAUAGACGGUCAAAGAUUUGCCGGAGAGCUUCACUUGGUACACUGGAACUCGAAAUAUUCGUCAUUUGCAGAGGCGGCUGAACAUCCAGAUGGAUUGUGCGUCCUGGGCGUGUUCUUGAAACCUGGAAACAAGCAUGGAGAAUUGGACAAAAUCGUAGCGCAACUACCCAAAGUCGAAUUUAAAAAUGAAAGGUUGUAUCUAACAGAACCGGUUGAUCCAGCGUUGUUUAUACCAGAGGAUAACGGAUACUACACUUACCAAGGAUCUCUCACAACACCUCCAUGCUCAGAAUGUGUAAUUUGGAUAGUCUUCAAGGAACCUGUGGAGAUCUCACAAGAACAGUUAGCAGCAUUCAGAAAUAUGAAGAGCAAUCCCAGAGAGGCCCAAAUGCCGUCCAACUACAAUGGCUGUGUAAGAAGGAACUACAGACCAACGCUACCUGUAGGCCAAAGAGAAGUGGUAGAGGCUAUGUAAAUAAAAAACAAGAGUAUAUGUUGUCAUGUGUAUAAAAUUGUACAGUAGAUUUAAAUUUUCUGUAAAUUAUCAUUUUUUCUAUGAAUUAUAAUAUAGUUUGGAGUUUUACUGCCUUUGAUCUCAGGG